GCCAUUGAUUAGAAUUUCAUUUUCAAUGUCGUAGAAGUUCGGUUUGCUUAAUAUUUGGCAAAUGUUUUUAACGCUAUAAGCUUUUCUAUCGCCUGCAAAAGCUUUAUCGUGCUUAUUGUUCCAACAAAUUGAGAAAAUACAAAACACAUACAGUUUCCGCAGACCUUGCUGUGAGAUAAAGUCAAAACAUGUGCAGAUUUAAACGAAUUUACUCAAAAUGCAUUAUCAAGUUGUAUUGGCGUUCGGAGAUAUUUCCUUUGGUGGCUAUGAGUAAUCCAACAAUAUGUCUUUGAAGAAACAAAAAAGAAAAAAAAUCAUUUGUACGAUAAUUAUUAUUUGAAACUGAUUUUUUUUGUUAAGAACAAAAAUAUAUAUUUUCAGACAAAGUUUGUUUCAAUAUUGAGUGCAAUAAAAUAAUAAAGAAAUAAAUUCUAAUAAAUGUAAAAAGGAAAAAGAAGAAAUCACUAAAAUCAAUGCUAAGAAGUGUGAUUAUGUAAAAUGGAAAUAAUCGAUAGAAAGUAAUGAAAGUAUAUUUUAUUUACAAUGUGACGCAUUUCGUGCAAUUACAAUAAAAGCUGAAUUUUUCUUUGAAAAAUUGAACUGUGAUUGGCUAACUUGUGUGUGAAGAAAAUAGUUUCAAAAUAUAAAUAAGUCUUAUAGAAAGUAUAUAUGUUUGGGUGUAUGUCAACUUAUUUCUGUAAAACUAUGAACCAGAAAAUAUCCAUAAAAUUGAACAAACAAAACCUAAUAAUUCUUUAUAUAAAAAAUACAUAAUUAAAUAAAUAAUAAAAAAAAAUAAAUAAAAAAUACAAAAAGUACCUAAAGGCCUUCGAAGACGACACCCGCUAAUAGACGGGAAGCAUUCGCGCAUUACUUUUAUAAAAAACGUCAUGACACAUUCCUCCAAUUCCAUACCGUCCACUGAAAAUGAUUGUCGCCAGUUUGCAACAAUUACUGAUGACAACGAUACGAGCUUUGAAAUCGAUGAGCCUGAUGAUGAUGAAUUAGCCUCAGAAGAUACUAAUAAUCAUUAUGAGAAAACACCGACGAACGAAGAUGAUAUUAAUAUAGCCAGCACAUCAUCGGGCAUAACAUCGUCAUAUCAUUACAAGAGACCACCUCAUGUCAUACAUAAAGAUGACUCUGAUAAUGAGUCGAAUUUCACGUCUGGAUCUCGUACAUGUUCUUCAACGCCUACGACAGCAGAUGUUGCCGAUAUCACGACGGCCACAGCUGUGUAUCCUGCUAUUGCAAAACAUGUUAAACGCUUAACGCCGGCUCCACAUAUGCAAGCGAUUACAAUACAAACUGUACAGAUUAAAGGAGCAACGUCCGAAUCUGUUGUCGCCGACAUCUUACCCGAUGAUAAUUGUUCUGAUUCUCUAGAAACCACUGUAACAGCAAGCGAUGUCGAGCUGGACAAUAUAGCAACCACAACAACUAAUUCCAAUUCAGCAAAGUUAACGUUGUUACAAAGUAAUGUCAAUGCAAUUUCAUUAGCCCGUACAGCGGCAAUUCCAUUAUUAACGCAUCCAAGCGCAGCUUGUCAGCAAACGGAUAUUAUUGGUGGAGAGAAGCCCACCGCUGGUCAUCAUCACAAACGUACAUUAUCGUCUGCUUCGCAUCGAUCUGCAGUUUCUCAAUUUUCCGCACACACAGUCAAUACCUCGUUGUCAGUUCAACCGAAAUGUAAAUUUUGGUCUUGCCUUCAAUGGAUAUGUUUAUGUCUUAAGAAUUCCGGUAUUGGUGAACCUAGCGUACAUCAUGCAUUGGUUGUGAUAUUUUUAGAGUUCUUCGCUUGGGGUCUCUUAACGAUGCCCGUAAUUGCGGUGCUAAAUCAAACAUUUCCUGAUCACACUUUUUUGAUGAAUGGUCUAGUCAUGGGUAUCAAAGGUAUAUUAUCAUUUCUCAGUGCGCCCCUAAUUGGUGCUUUGUCAGAUAUUUGGGGUCGUAAGUUUUUCCUAUUGAUAACAGUAUUUUUCACCUGCGCUCCCAUACCUUUAAUGACAAUAAAUACCUGGUGGUUCUUUGCAAUGAUCUCAAUAAGCGGCAUAUUUGCAGUCACAUUUUCAGUGGUAUUUGCUUAUGUAGCCGACGUAACCACAGUAGAAGAACGUUCGCGUGCUUAUGGUUUAGUUUCGGCAACUUUCGCUGCUAGUUUGGUAAUUUCACCUGCCUUGGGAGCUGCACUUAUGGAAAAGUAUAGUGAUACUUUAGUGGUCGCUUUGGCUACAGCGAUAGCAGUACUAGAUGUAUUUUUCAUUUUAGUGGCCGUACCUGAAAGUUUACCAGAUAAAGUUAGGCCGUCGUCUUGGGGGACGCCAAUUAAUUGGGAACAGGCUGAUCCAUUUGCGGCUUUGAGAAAAGUCGGUACCGAUCAUACAAUUUUGAUGCAAUGUGUGACAGUUUUAUUAUCAUAUUUGCCAGAAGCCGGCCAGUAUUCGUGUAUUUUUGUUUAUUUAAAAUUGAAAAUGAGUUUCAAUACAAUGGAAGUGGCAAUAUUUAUCGCUGUUGUUGGUAUACUGAGCAUCAGCGUGCAAGUAACUUUAGGCUAUUUAAUGCGGAGGAUAGGAGCAAAGCAUACAAUCAUUUUGGGUUUAAUACUGGAAAUGACUCAGCUCUUUUGGUAUGGCUUCGGCAGUCAAAAAUGGAUGAUGUGGGCUGCCGGAAUAUUAGCUGCUUUAGGCUCUAUUACUUACCCUGCUAUAAGUGCGUUCGUGUCAAUUCACUCAACAGCCGAUAGUCAAGGUGCUGUCCAAGGUAUGGUGACUGGUAUGCGCGGCCUGUGCAACGGUCUGGGGCCGGCGAUGUUUGGUGUUAUAUUUUACUUGUUUAAUGUCGAUUUAAACGAUGAACAUGCAGCUGCUAACAACACAGCAGGAAGUUCUACGGAUGGUAAAUGGUUUCAAGUACCAGGACCUCCCUUUAUGUUCGGCGGUUUUAUGGUAAUAUUGGCCAUACUGGUUGCACUUUUUAUUCCAGAAGUGCGUGGCGAAUAUAGUUUCAACAGUAGAUCUCCAAUUGAAAAGAAACGGGUCUCUUUGGAUGUACAAUAUGAAAUAGAGGGAGGUCCCAAACCAACCAGCCCCCUAAUGCAUUCAGAUUCACUGGCACAGCUGUAGUAAAAUUUAGUUAACGAUAAGGAUCUUUUGUUUCGUUAAACUGAAAUUGCAAAUAAUUUAUCUGCCGACUAUUAUAUACCUAAAGCAUAAAAUUCGAACAAUAUAUGGCGACAAAGCUAGUCAUUACACAAUUAUCAAUUAAUUAGUAACAAAAUUUUUAACAAGUUCCUUCGGUAAGUUACGUUCAAUACUAGCAAAGAUAGUUCAAAGCCAGUAAAACUUAUUAUAAAACGUUCCUGGUGGUCUGGCUUACAGUAUGUUAUUAAGGAAUUAACUUGGCACUGAAUUAUUAUUAUCGCAGAUAAUAAUUCCAUUUGGAAUUAUUUUAAUAUUCAAAAAUGUUUUCCUUAAUACAUUUUCAUCGACUUUAUUUAUUUAUUUUUUUUGUUUUUUCGAAAUGACAAUAGAUUUUCCCAAAAGUUCUCUAUAUCAAAUUAUCGGUGAAUUAUACGUUUCCGAGUUUUUCUUUAGUCAGAUCCUUUGUCCUUCUCGUUGCACUUUUAGCUCUUCAGUGAGCUCCUUAUGCUAACGUUCCUUUGAUAAAAGCACUUUAUCAAUUCCAGUCGUAAAUAAAAUAAAUCAUUUCCGUUAUUUACGUUUUACUUUUAAUCCAAAGUACUUGAGCUUCAUUCAUAAUAACUACUCUUGUGAGAUAGCUUUGCCGUCAAAGAAACCCCUUAAUAAACUGGUAACAAUUGCAGUAAAUUGCCCACUUGUAAAUUUCAUUAUAUAUAGUUUUGUUUUCGCAAAAUUAUAAGUGCAAAGUAGAAGAAUAAAAGAAUAUAUUCCAAAAAUAAAGAAAUUAAAAGUGAAUUUCAAAAAGCCGUACAAGGCUUUCCGGGUAACUUUUGCGGAAAAACGCUAAACAAAAAUAUUGAACAUCUUCGUUUUUCGAAACGUCUAUAAUUAUUGGAUUGGCAAGAGUCUGCGAAAAAAAAGAAAGAAAAACAAAACAUACGUUUAUAUUUUUUAAAUUUACAAUUUAAUCAUACCUGAGGCUUAUAAUACAAAUAACUUGAGUGAGUAUUAUUUUGAGAAUAGAUAUAAAGAGUUUUUUUCCUUAAAGAGCAAACAAUAUAGUGAAAUUGAUCUUAAGUGAAUCGUUGAUAUUCCCUGAAUGAAACCAACGAAUUGUCAUCACAAAAUAUUCUCUUCAAUAUUGGUGGGCCAGUUGCUCGAUCACGUUAAUGUCACCUUGACAUUAGAGAUUUCGAGCAUUUCUAUAUCAAUUUUUAAGGUCAUAAAUGUUCCUUUAAGAGAGAACAGACGAACGGACACAAUUAAACUGCUUUAAAAUUUCACCUUGAUCGAGAAUAAAUUUUCGCAAAUCAUUUUCUGGGAGUUGGUAAACGAAAAGCAUAUCUAAUUGCUGAAUACUAUCAAUCAAUUUAUUCGCACUUCAAUUAUAAAAAUCAAAAUCAAAUCUAUGAGAAGUGAAUGUGGAGUAACAAAAGAGAAAAUCAAAUUGAUACUGAACAUGGUACAUAAAUUCAAUGAGCUACUUACUUACUUAUCCUAUAUCUGAUUUAUGCUUAAGGCCACAAUAAUUGCUAAAUAAUAAUAAUUUUACCAAAUUUAUUUAUAAGUUUUGAUGCUGGAUUUAAAGCCACAAGAAAAUAUCUUGCAAAAAAAAAUUGAAAACUUUUAUUUGCUAAAUAUCAUAAAUGGGAAAAAACACUUUUUCAUCCUUGAAUGCUUACAUUUCAAUUCAUAAACUUUAUCAAGUAUACGAUCACGUUUCCAAUUUUUAGGGAAAAUUUCAGUUUGAUAGAAUACAAUAAUUUUAAAGUAAAGUAUCAUUAAAAAUGGUUAAAGUUAAUUUACUAUAAAUAAACUAACAGUUAUUUCCUUCCUUAUC
Messenger RNA from Glossina fuscipes, 4980 nucleotides. RefSeq names its product hippocampus abundant transcript 1 protein. Gene Ontology annotation, molecular function: transmembrane transporter activity. The record is from RefSeq and is a predicted model, not a curated record. The transcript is spliced from 11 exons. Gene Ontology annotation, cellular component: membrane. The coding region runs from base 891 to 3122 and encodes 743 amino acids. Gene Ontology annotation, biological process: transmembrane transport. Lineage: Eukaryota; Metazoa; Arthropoda; Insecta; Diptera; Glossinidae.